CCCCGAAGCCACCAGAGGAGGAGCCGUGCGUUGGGGCUCGCUGGGCAGCGCAAGAGGCGAGGCCCCCAAGCGGUGCCCUCCAGCAGCCGCGCUCCAGCCUCUGCGGGCCCGAGGGCGGGGCCUGUGGGCCGCCUCUCCUCCGCCCCCCCCCCACCCGGCCCCGCAUUCAGCGCGGCGCUCACGGCGGUGGGCAGUGGGCGGCGGGGUCAUGGGCUGCGACGGCCGAGUGUCGGGGCUGCUGCGCCGCCACCUGCAGCCCACGCUCACCUACUGGAGUGUGUUCUUCAGCUUCGGGCUGUGCAUCGCCUUCCUGGGGCCCACGCUGCUCGACCUGCGCUGCCAGACGCACAGCUCGCUGCCGCAGAUCUCCUGGGUCUUCUUCUCGCAGCAGCUCUGCCUCCUGCUGGGCAGCGCCCUCGGGGGUGUCUUCAAGAGGACCCUGGCCCAGUCGCUGUGGGCCCUCUUCAGCUCCACGCUGGCCAUCUCCCUGGUGUUUGCUGUCAUCCCUCUGUGCCACAAUGUGCGAGUUCUGGCGGCCGUCAUGGCAUUGGCUGGCCUGGCCAUGGGCUGCAUCGACACUGUGGCCAACAUGCAGCUGGUGCGCAUCUACCAAAAGGAUUCAGCCGUCUUUCUCCAGGCUCUCCAUUUCUUCGUGGGUUUUGGGGCCCUGCUGAGCCCCCUCAUUGCUGAUCCCUUCCUGUCUGAGAACUGCUGGCCUGCCAACAGCACAGCCAAUGUCACAGCCGGCAGUCACCUCUUCCACGCCUCCAGGGUCCUGGGCCAGCAUCAUGUAGGCCCCCAGCCUCAGCUCAACCAGACACUCCCCUGGCCACUCCCACAGGAUGGGGCAGUCACUCAUGUGUCCUACGCCUUCUGGAUCAUGGCCUUGAUUAACCUCCCGGUGCCCUUGGCCGUGCUGUUCCUGUUGUCCAAAGAGCGCCUGCUGACCUGCUGCUCUCAGCGCCGACCCCUGCUCCUGCCAGCGGACGAGCUGGCCCUGGAGACUCAACCACCACUGGACAAAGAAGACGCUUCCUCCUCCCCUUCCUCGUUGUCCCCAAAGUUCCAGCCACACCCAGGCCAUGAGGACCUGUUCAGCUGCUGCCAGCGAGGGAACUGCAGGGGUGCCCCAAGCUCCUUCUUCGCCAUCCACAUCACCGCUGCGCUGGUCCUGUUCAUGACAGACGGGAUGACGGGGACAUACUCCGCCUACGUGUACAGCUAUGCAGUGGAGAAGCCGCUGUCUGUGAGCCACAAGGUAGCAGGCUACCUGCCCAGCCUCUUCUGGGGUUUCAUCACCCUGGGCCGCCUCAUCUCCAUCCCCGUCUCCUCCAGAGUGAAGCCCGCCACCAUGGUCUUCAUCAACGUGGUUGGCGUGGUGGUGACAUUCUUCAUGCUUCUGGUCUUCUCCUACAAUGUCAUUUUCCUGUUUGUGGGGACAGCCAGCCUAGGCCUGUUCCUUAGCAGCACCUUUCCCAGCAUGCUGGCCUACACCGAGGAUGUUCUGCAGUACCAAGGUUGUGCAACCACUGUGCUGGUGACAGGGGCAGGAAUUGGCGAGAUGGUCCUCCAGAUGCUAGUUGGUUUGAUAUUCCAGGCUCGGGGCAGCUAUAGCUUCCUGGUCUGCGGUGUGAUCUUUGGUUGCUUGGCUUUCACCUUCUAUGUCUUGCUCCUGUUUUUCCACAGGAUGCACCCUGAACUCACAUCAGCUUCUAUCCAAGACAAGCCACUUGGAAUGGAAAACUUGGAGUGCUACCAGAGGUAAAAUUGGGUAGAAGAGGCAAGUGAAGACUUCCAGUCUCUGUAGCACCAACACAGAAUGAAAUCUAAGAAAUCUGUGUACAAAUGGGAGCAAUCCUACAGUGGUUUGGUGCGAAAUCUUCCCCACCGAUACUUGAUUGGGUAAAAGAAAUAAAAUUGAGUUCUGCUACCUGGCAAAUCA
Messenger RNA from Erinaceus europaeus (western European hedgehog), 1942 nucleotides. It is a transcript of the gene SLC60A1, whose product is annotated as major facilitator superfamily domain containing 4A. Gene Ontology annotation, biological process: transmembrane transport. Bases 209 to 1765 code for a protein of 518 amino acids. The record is from RefSeq and is a predicted model, not a curated record. The transcript is spliced from 10 exons. Lineage: Eukaryota; Metazoa; Chordata; Mammalia; Eulipotyphla; Erinaceidae.